UGUUUACAUGCUGGUCAAGUACGACCUGUUGCUCCUGCUGCUGUAUCAAUAUCUUCUUUACAGCUGGGAGUCACGCAUAUGAUUGAAGCCCUCUGCCUUUGAAGAUUAUAAAUCUUCCUUGCGCCUGAGAAUGACGUCAUCCGGGCGGCUCCGAUCAUUCAGCAUCACAGAUCUACAACACGGCUCAAGUGAACACCAAGUCGACAGAUUCCGAACAUAGCACACAUCGUGCCAUAUAUCACUAUGUCUCAGGUAUCUGACAACAUAGAGUUCCUCAAAGCACUCCCGAAAUGCGAGCACCAUAUCCACAUCGAAGGCUCCCUGUCCCCUGAACUCCUCUUCCAGCUCUCCGCGAAAAACAACAUCCCACUCCCUGAAUCCGAUGCCGCAUACUCAUCAAUCCCAGCUCUCCAUCAGCGAUACGCAGAUUUCCAAUCCCUCGACGACUUCCUCGGCUAUUAUUAUACCGCCAUGUCAACACUCAUCCACGCCUCCGACUUUGAAGCCCUAGCCAUGGCCUACUUCACCCGCGCUGCUGCCGACGGCGUCCUGCACACCGAGCUCUCCUUUGACCCGCAGGCUCACACCUCGCGCGGCAUCGCCCUGACCACGGUACUCACUGGCCUUAGCGCCGCACGCGCUCGCGCAGCAUCUGAACUGGGCGUCUCGUCGGUGCUGAUCUGCUGCUUCCUGCGCCAUCUACCGGUGCACGAGAGCCUGGUGUUUUUCGAGUCCGAGGCCCUGCAGCAGGCGUUUGCCAGUGGCGAGGUGGUGGGUAUUGGGCUUGAUAGCAGUGAGGCUGGAUUUCCGGCGCGGGGAUUCGAGGACUUGUAUACGCGGGCAAGGGCGCUCGGGCUGCGCGUGACAGCGCAUGCGGGCGAGGAAGUGGGCCCGGAGAGUGUGCGCGAGGCACUGGAUGUGUUACGGGUGGAGAGGGUGGACCACGGGAUCAGUCUUGUGCAAGACGAGGCGUUGAUGCGGAGGGUGGCUGAGGAGGGCGUCAUGCUGUCUUGCUGUCCGCUGUCGAAUGUGGUGUUGCGGAAUGUGAAGAGUGUGGCGGACGUGCCGCUGAGGGUGUUUCUGGAGAAAGGGGUGAGGUUCAGUGUGAAUAGCGAUGAUCCGGCGUAUUUUGGGGGCUAUAUUCUGGAUAACUUUGUUGCGGUGCAAAAGGCGUUUGGGUUGAGUGUGGAGGAGUGGAGGACGGUGGUGACGAAUUCGGUCGAGGGGAGCUGGUGUGAUCAGGCGAGGAAGAGCAAGAUUCUGGAGAGGCUUGAGAUGGUUGUUGAGCAAUACACGCUGAAAGCUUGAUGUGAGGUGAGCUAAUUUCCCUUGCUUCAAUCGCUUGUACAGCAGCCUUCGAAGCAAUAGAAUACUUCACCUCUUGUCUCUACUUGUUCUCAGAUAAUUC
Messenger RNA from Pseudovirgaria hyperparasitica, 1408 nucleotides. RefSeq names its product adenosine deaminase. Gene Ontology annotation, biological process: purine ribonucleoside monophosphate biosynthetic process; hypoxanthine salvage; adenine catabolic process. The coding region runs from base 244 to 1308 and encodes 354 amino acids. Lineage: Eukaryota; Fungi; Ascomycota; Dothideomycetes; Acrospermales; Acrospermaceae. Gene Ontology annotation, molecular function: adenine deaminase activity. Gene Ontology annotation, cellular component: nucleus; cytosol. The transcript has 3 exons. The record is from RefSeq and is a predicted model, not a curated record.